Messenger RNA from Drosophila ananassae, 2175 nucleotides. It is a transcript of the gene MAPk-Ak2, whose product is annotated as MAP kinase-activated protein kinase 2. The record is from RefSeq and is a predicted model, not a curated record. Gene Ontology annotation, biological process: intracellular signal transduction; peptidyl-serine phosphorylation; protein autophosphorylation. Gene Ontology annotation, molecular function: calmodulin binding; mitogen-activated protein kinase binding; calcium-dependent protein serine/threonine kinase activity. Lineage: Eukaryota; Metazoa; Arthropoda; Insecta; Diptera; Drosophilidae. The transcript is spliced from 4 exons. Gene Ontology annotation, cellular component: cytoplasm; nucleus. The coding region runs from base 159 to 1241 and encodes 360 amino acids.
GUUUGGUAAUUUUCAGAUCAUCAGAAUCGGUCACACUGGCCAGACCUGGCACCGAUAGUUUUAACUAUAAAUUUCGGGUUGUGUUCUUUUUUUUCGUUCGUUACAUAUAGCACGCUAAAACAAAUACCCAAAAGCUAGAGCCCCGACCGCAUACCAAAAUGCUAUCGCUGCAGAACCAACGGCAACCGAAGACCACUCCCCUGGUGGACGACUACGAGAUCUCGGACACGGUUCUGGGCCUUGGAAUCAACGGCAAGGUCGUCCAGUGCACCAAUCGUCGCACCAAACAGAACUACGCCCUCAAGGUGCUGCUGGACAACGAGAAGGCCCGCCGCGAAGUGGAUCUCCAUUGGCGGGUGAGCGGAUGCCGGCACAUCGUCAACAUCAUUGAUGUCUUCGAGAAUACGUACAGCGGUCGGAAGUGCCUGCUGGUUGUGAUGGAGUGCAUGGAGGGUGGGGAACUGUUCCAACGGAUCCAGGACAAAGCGGAUGGUGCGUUUACGGAACGGGAAGCGGCACAGAUCAUGCACGAGAUAUGUGAGGCGAUAGACUAUCUGCAUAGUCGGGAUAUCGCGCACCGGGACCUGAAGCCGGAGAACUUGCUGUACACCACCUCCCAGCCGAAUGCCAUUCUCAAGCUGACGGAUUUCGGUUUCGCCAAGGAGACCUUAACCAACGACACCACCCUGCAGACGCCCUGCUACACGCCCUACUAUGUUGCACCCGAAGUGCUUGGUCCGGAGAAGUACGAUAAGAGCUGUGACAUCUGGUCCCUGGGCGUCGUCAUGUACAUCAUUAUGUGCGGUUUCCCGCCGUUCUACAGCAAUCACGGCCUGGCCAUAUCGCCCGGCAUGAAGAAACGCAUCCGCACCGGCCAAUACGAUUUCCCCGAUCCAGAAUGGACGAAUGUUAGCCAGUCGGCCAAGGAUCUGAUCAAGGGCAUGCUGAAUGUUGAUCCCAGCAAGCGGCUGCGCAUCCAGGACGUUAUGCGCAACUCGUGGAUAGCCCAGUUCAAUGCUGUGCCCCAGACGCCGCUCUGCACCGGCCGGAUGUUGAAGGAGAGCGGUGAGACAUGGCCGGAAGUACAGGAAGAGAUGACCCGCUCACUGGCCACAAUGAGAGUGGACUAUGAUCAGAUGCAAAUUAAAGCUCUGGACAAGUCAAAUAAUCCUCUGCUAACGAAGCGUAGGAAAAAAAUUGAGGAAAUGGAACUAUAUAUGGCCAAUGCAACACGAAACUAAAACCAGAACAAUAACAAAGAAAACAAGAGAAGAGAACAGCUAAAAAAUAAUACCUACAUAUAUGGCCAAUUGGGAGAUAAGGACAUAAUGUCGGGCCAGUUGGGCCGUCUUAACAAUUAAGCGGAAAACUACUACGACGACAGCAGAGAAAUGCUGAUACUACUACUAUUACUAUAACUAUAACGAAAAACCUCUUAAAAACCAACUGCUCCAUGUUUUAUGUUACAUUUUCCUUUUUUUUUUUUAAUAAUUGUCCAUUAUCUGUAUGUAUAAUCCAUUUCCAGUAAAGAAAACAAACGGUUCUUAGGGUAUUUUGUAGUCUGAAAAGUGCUCUUUUUUUUAAAAAAAAGAAACUAAAUUUUAAAGUAUAUGUGAAAAAAAGUGUAUACAAAAAAAAAAAAAGCAGAAUCGAGAUAAAAAGCCAAGAGCAAGCUUAGCUUAGCCAGAAGAAUUUCUUUUUAAAAUGUCUCGUCGUUCUGGUUUCAGAUUUUUUCUAAAAAAAAAACGUAAUUUUUGUAACUUUGUAAUUCAUAUACAUAUAUAUUUUUUUUUUAUUCAUUGUGUAUGUUUGAUUAUAAUUAUAUAUAAUAUAUAAUAUAUGUAUGUAUAUUCCGUGUGUGUAUAUGUAUGUAUGAUGAGAAAAGAACAACAACAACACUAAAAACUAAUAAAAAAAAAAGAAUUAUAAUUACAAGCAUUAUUAAAGUUUAGCAUUAAAGUGCGAAAUUCAGUGUUGGUUAUAAAUAAAUAAUAAAUUUAAUAAACUUGAUUUGCUGACUCUGCAAGCGAUAUACCAUUUUACCGUAUAGCGUAUUUGUAGUCCCAUAAACUUAAAAACAUAAAUAAAAUAAAAAACAAGCCCCCAUACAUAUAUAAAUAAAAACAACAAAUCAUGCUUAUUUUAUUAUGAUUAAAUUCGACAUAAAAAAGUCUA